Messenger RNA from Chrysemys picta bellii (western painted turtle), 5660 nucleotides. RefSeq names its product VANGL planar cell polarity protein 2 (gene VANGL2). Gene Ontology annotation, cellular component: plasma membrane. Gene Ontology annotation, biological process: establishment of planar polarity; multicellular organism development; Wnt signaling pathway, planar cell polarity pathway. The record is from RefSeq and is a predicted model, not a curated record. NCBI's taxonomy places the organism in Eukaryota, Metazoa, Chordata, Testudines, Emydidae.
UCUGGGAACUUCAUCUCGGAGACAAUGGGAGCGCUGGAGGGAGAGGGAACCGGUUCCUAGAACAGCCUGGGGGGGGUGCCGGGCUCCGGGACUGGUGUUCACACACACACACACACACACACACGCAGGCUGGCCGGAGGAAUCUGCAAUUUCCCAGCCGGAGUUUUUUAUUUUUUACCUUUUGCGGGCGGCUCCAAGGGAGGGGAGCCGCAGCCUGGGAAACGUCGGGCAUUUCCCGUGGAUUUGCGCCGGGGGGAUUUUGGAAGCGACGCUUUUUGCUUUCCCAGUUGCUGGUGUUGCGAGGAAGAAAGUGUGUGUGGGGAGGAAGACAAAGCCCACAAGUCAGUUGCAGUUGUGUGUGUGUGUGGAGGGGGGUUGGGAGCUAACAAAAGGCAAAGGAAGAUACAAAAGAGAAACCGCGUCCUGCUUUGGAUCCGAAUUGGCCGCGGGCUGGGUUGGCGCUGCAAUGCUUCCCGGCGGGACCCCGGAGCAGAAGCCCAGUGCCUGAGCUGCUCCAGAUGCGGAGUCCCGCAGCCGGCCGGACCAAGCGGGAUCGGCAUCUGCCCACCGGUUUCUUUCACGGGAUCGGGAUGCACCGGCGUCUCGGCGACUGAUCAGACCGGGGGGGACAGGACCCUUCUCUGUCGCGGUGCCCACCCCCCUCCCACUGCGCCACUGUGUCGCAGGGCGUCAUUUUCUUCUGAGAGGAGCCCAGCCAGCUGAUCAAAAUAGAGUCCCUCAAGGUGACAGUCGACUUCCUGAAGGUGCCCCUUGGCCUGAAGAAGCCCGCGCUGAAGGAGGCAGCGGCCGCCUUGGCUGCUGUCCCCGUCGGGAGACCCAAGUCCGUCAACGUGGAGCGCUACAAGGCCCGGCGCUCCGACAACAUGGACAACGAGUCGCAGUACUCGGGGUACUCCUACAAGUCGGGGCACUCGCGCAGCUCCCGCAAGCACAGAGACCGGCGGGACCGGCACCGCUCCAAAAGCCGGGACGGGAGCCGGGGGGACAAGUCGGUGACCAUCCAGGCCCCGGGGGAGCCCCUGCUGGAUAACGAGUCGACCAGAGGAGAUGAGAGGGACGACAACUGGGGCGAGACCACCACGGUGGUGACGGGCACCUCGGAGCACAGCAUCUCGCACGAUGACCUCACGCGCAUCACCAAGGACAUGGAGGACAGCGCCCGCCUGGACUGCUCCCGCCACGUGGGCGUCUCGCUGGGCGGGGCCUUGGCGCUGCUUUCCUUCCUCACCCCGCUGGCCUUCCUGCUGCUGCCCCAGCUGCUGUGGCGGGAGGAGCUGGAGCCCUGCGGCACGCCCUGCGAGGGGCUCUUCAUCUCUGUGGCCUUCAAACUCCUCAUCCUCCUGUUGGGCAGCUGGGCCCUCUUCUUCCGCCGCCCCAAGGCCUUCUUCCCCCGCGUCUUCGUCUUCCGGGCCCUGCUCAUGGUGCUCGUCUUCCUCCUCGUCGUCUCCUACUGGCUCUUCUACGGCGUGCGCAUCCUGGACUCGCGCGACCGCAACUACCAGGGCGUGGUGCAGUACGCCGUCUCCCUGGUGGACGCGCUGCUCUUUGUCCACUACCUGGCCGUGGUGCUGCUGGAGCUGCGCCAGCUCCAGCCCCAGUUCACGCUCAAGGUGGUGCGUUCCACUGACGGGGCCAGCCACUUCUACAACGUGGGCCACCUCAGUAUCCAGCGCGUGGCAGUGUGGAUCCUGGAGAAUUAUUACCACGAUUUCCCCGUCUACAACCCCGCCCUCCUCAACCUGCCAAAAUCAGUCCUGUCCAAGAAAAUGUCCGGGUUCAAGGUGUACUCGCUCGGCGAGGAAAACACGACGAACAACUCGACAGGCCAGUCUCGGGCCGUUAUCGCCGCGGCCGCCCGGAGGCGCGACAACAGCCACAACGAGUACUACUACGAGGAGGCCGAGCACGAGCGCAGGGUGCGGAAGCGCCGCGCCAGGCUGGUGGUGGCCGUGGAGGAAGCCUUCACCCACAUCAAGCGGCUGCAGGAGGAGGACCAGAAGAACCCGCGGGAGAUCAUGGACCCGCGAGAAGCUGCCCAGGCCAUCUUCGCCUCCAUGGCCCGGGCCAUGCAGAAGUACCUGCGCACCACCAAGCAGCAGCCCUACCACACCAUGGAGAGCAUCCUUCAGCACCUGCAGUUCUGCAUCACCCACGACAUGACUCCCAAGGCCUUCCUCGAGAGGUACCUGAGCGCUGGGCCCACCAUCCAGUACCACAAGGACCGCUGGCUGGCCAAGCAGUGGACGCUGGUCAGCGAGGAGCCGGUGACCAACGGCCUGAAGGAUGGGGUAGUCUUCGUCCUCAAGCGCCAAGACUUCAGCCUGGUGGUGAGCACGAAGAAGAUCCCCUUCUUCAAGCUCUCAGAGGAGUUUGUGGACCCCAAGUCACAUAAGUUCGUCAUGAGGCUGCAGUCGGAGACCUCGGUGUGAACUGCAAAGGGGGUUAGGUUAUGGACUCAUGCCUGAGGAGGAGCAAGUUGCAUCCAGGACUCUCCCUUAUUUGACUGGAGCUUAGAGAGACCAUCAUGCAGGGAGAGCCUUGUAGGAACCUCCCAGAACCAGCGUGCAUGCCCUAGGGCUCCGUCUCCUCUCUCUGCCCUCUUCCAUCUCUGCUUGCCCCCCAUUUGGGGAUCGGGGGCAGAGCCCUUUCCCCUUCCUGUCUCUGCUGUCUCCAAAACCCAGAUUCUUGUAGCAAUCUCCCAGGAGGUCGGAAGGCGUGUCGCGCGAAGGCUGGCGUUUUAGCAGGAAGAAGAUCCCUCAUUUGGUGCCAAAACUCAAGGGCUACUUUUGUUCCCUCCUUCACCAGCGUCUCCAAAUGCGGCUGGGUCCGAGGAACCGUCUCAGUUUCCUUUUUUGUAUUACUAUCCCGAUUCUGGCCUUUUUUACAACUUUCCCGGAUGUUUGGAGUGUGUUUUUUAAAUCCCCACCCGCGAGGGUUUUGGAGCAUUUGCAAGCGUCCCUCCAGUAUCGUGGCUGCUAUCGAAAUCUCCCUGCUCCACCUGCAGGCAGGAAAAGACGAACCAACGAUGCCGACUCUGGUAUCGGAACCUCCUCUUUGGCUCUUCUCUGGGGUUUUCCAGCUCAGUUUUUUAACAACGACGAGAAGACUAGUUUUAAACAGUUUUUUUAAAUAGCGAUUUUUUUUUCGUGUGUGCUGAUCUCUGUGCUUUGUAAUGGAAUCCUGUGUUUUUUGUAAAUAGCAACUCAAACUGGCCCAGUUCCGCUUCCUUGACUAACUGGGUCCAAUUCCUCCUUUACAGCAAGGGCAUCUUUACCCCCCUCCGGCAGUGUAAGGGGAUGUCAAGUAGGGUUAUGCUGCUGGAGUGGCAUAAAGGGGCCUUUGUGUCCAGGAGAAUCAGGCCCCCCGAUGAUAAGGUUGGUGAAUGUGCUGAAUUGCAGGAGUUGAGCAGAAUGACUCAUCCUCCUUGCGCUUUUCUCUGUCUGGAGGCUCAGCUUCGGUUUAGCUGUUGGGAUUUAUAGGAAAAACCGCCCUAAAUCUCUCCCAGGCCCUAGUACUCCUCCCCAGCCCUAGGCAAGUAAAGCAACUGUGACUUGCUUUUGUUAAAGGUCAUGACUCAGCAAGGUACGUGCCGAAUGUUAUCUCUCUAAGGUACUUACAUGGCCCCCAUCACCACGGCAUUUGGGGGGCUCACAGCACCCCGUGCAGCCGGGCAGUGCUGUUGUCCCCGUUCUGCAGCUCAGUGACUUGCCCAAGGAAUCUGUGGCGGAGAAGGGGCUCAAACCCAGAUCUCACAGGCCCAGUGGCCUAACCACUAGCCCAUCCUUCCUCUGACCCCCCAGCGGGUGUAACCUAGCAUAGGGCCAUUAACUAAUGGCGCUUUGCUGAUUUACACCCGCUGCGAUUCUGGCCCGCGGAUGUAAAUGGAACUGUUCUUGUGCUGGAAGUCAGGCGUGUGCUUUAACGGCCUUGCUGGUUCAGGGCCUAUCCUCACACGCACGUUUGGUGCGAAAACAGCCCCUCCGGCCGUGCGCCCGUAUCUGCCGGCUUUACGGAUGCAAACAAGUCAUUGCUCCCAUGAACCCUGCAGUGGCGCGCGUCGGACCGAGCUGGGUUCUGUUCUUCCUCCUGUACCGUCCACAGAGCCUGACGACAGCAUCUCUGGCCUUGGUUCUCGGUGCGCCGAGCCUCGCACGGUCCCUCGCACCAGUGCACAGCCCAGUGCAAAAGGCUCCCCCUCUUGAUCUGGCAGUCUUUUGCCCUCCCUUUGUACCGGUGACCCAGGGCGCUGGAGAAUCGGGUUCUUUUGUCUCCACGGCUGGUGCGAGAAGGGGACAAAAAUGCAGAGAUUGCAGCUGGUUCCCGGGGCUGGCCGCAGCUAAUGAAAUCCAGCUCUUGGCUUGGUUACAAACUGAGCUGGUCGGAUCUAGAGACAAAGGCCUCCAGGUCCAUUUCUCUUACUCACCCUUUGUAGAUUGAAUUAGUUUCAACACGCCAGCUGGCCCCCUGCACAAACAGGGCUCUUGUCCCCGGAACAGGGCUAAAGCCAAGUCACUUGACUUAAAAAUAAUUUUUGCUUCCUCCUGGCAAACUUUGUCCCGGUCUCCCCCUUUCGUUUUGUUUCUGGAGCAGCGUUGCUGGGCAUCAAGGGCCCGAUCCGGCUCCUGCGGGAGUCUCCGGGGCCCAAUUCCUGACCUUCCUGCCCCUUUACGCCAGCCCAAAGCGAGCACGUGAGAUGCAGCCGUUCUGAUCGGCUGGCAUCUUGCACCCGACUUCGCACAUGCCUCAGUGACCAGGGCCCAGACCCUGUCGGCUCCUACGCACACGCUGAGCUUUGUGUCCCGUUGGGCCUGCUCCUCUGCGGCGCCCGGUGCGGUCGUGAACGCGGGUCGCUAGUGCAAACCAGAAUGGUCGUGCGUUCACACCUGCGUCGCACUGGUGCAGCGAAGGGCUGACCCUGUGCCUGUCGGCAUCCAUGGCAACGCUCCCAAUGACUUCAAUGGAGCAGGCCCGGACUGCACCAGACACAGGGUGGCGGAGAAGUGGGCACAAGGGGACUGCUCACAUGCACAAGUGUCAGGAUCCGAGCAAGGCAGGGUGCAAGGCUGCGGAGUAUCAGGUCCAGCGGGAGCGCGGGGGUGUCUCUCCCAAGGCCCCAAAGAUUCAUUCCUUCUUCCCUCCCGUGUCCUCUGGAGCCUGGAAUCAGAAACCUGCAAUUCGUUACCGUGCCCCGGCCUCCCACUUUGUACCAAGUCUCCCCACUCAGCUGGUGCGUGCGUCUAGAACUCCCCACCCAGUGGAUACUAGAACUGUCCGUCCGUCUUUGCCAUGGGCCUGUAUGAAUUCUGCCUAUGCCAACUUCAGUGCUGGGGAGAGGCCUGGGCUAGGCCUGCCGUCCCCAACUGCAAGUGGCAACUUUACGAUGGGCCCCUCGCUUGGCGGGUUUUCGUCUGACGUUUGUUUGUUUGUUUUUUAAGUCAAACCGACACGAAAUCUUUUUGGUUACAAAUACCUCACGGGUUUUCUACUGGGUCCUUUCUACCGUCUGUGCCGUUGUGGUUGUGUGUGUUCGGUGUGAGGAGAACACCGGGGCUGUGUGAGGGUACUCAGAAACGGCGGGUCGCUGUCGGGGUUGGGGGGGGGGGGGGUUGUAGGGCUCGCCAAUUUCGUCACUGUGAUUU